CGCAAUUCUAUUGGCUCGUUCUCCAGGACCUGGAUGAAGGGAUAAAAUGUGGGGCUGAGGGGCUUUAUGUCACCAUUUAACAUCACCUAUUACUGAUAGCAGCCUUGCUCCGCUCUGUUGAUCGCAGUAGUCUCGAUGUGUCGUCUGCUUGUUGCUUUUUCAAAAUGCGUCUCCACUUGUUGGGCAAACCCUUUCUUUUCUUUUCGGAUGGCCUCCCGCCGUACCCCAUUUCUGCAGACCCUGCCUUUUCCAGCGAUCCAUGCAUCAUCACGAGGAUGUGCCGUUCCUUCCAGCAUUCCGGGUCGAUCGUGGCUUGAAUCUAGACGGGAGAUCUUCACGAUGCCGGGAUGUCAAAGGAAUUUGCCGAACCCAUGAAGAGGUCAAUGCUGAAGAAAGUGUGUCGCUCUUUGACCGCCACGAGGCAUAUGUUCACGCACGAGAUGAGGAUGAGAUAUAUGGAU
This is a messenger RNA of Dothidotthia symphoricarpi CBS 119687, 461 nucleotides long. RefSeq lists its product as uncharacterized. The record is from RefSeq and is a predicted model, not a curated record. The coding region runs from base 136 to 375 and encodes 79 amino acids. The transcript has a single exon. Lineage: Eukaryota; Fungi; Ascomycota; Dothideomycetes; Pleosporales; Dothidotthiaceae.